Pisolithus orientalis is the source of this 1347-nucleotide messenger RNA. RefSeq names its product putative argininosuccinate lyase. The transcript has 8 exons. Lineage: Eukaryota; Fungi; Basidiomycota; Agaricomycetes; Boletales; Pisolithaceae. Gene Ontology annotation, cellular component: cytosol. The record is from RefSeq and is a predicted model, not a curated record. Gene Ontology annotation, molecular function: argininosuccinate lyase activity. Bases 1 to 1347 code for a protein of 448 amino acids.
AUGUCUGAUCAACCAGCCAAGCAAAAACUAUGGGGUGGUCGGUUUACUGGCAAGACAGAUCCUCUUAUGCACGAGUUCAAUCAGUCACUCAAGUAUGAUCAGCGAAUGCAUGCGGCAGACAUCCGAGGCUCGAUCGCGUACGCGAAAGCCCUCACUCGUGUCGGCAUUCUGACUAAGGAAGAAGAGACCAAAAUGAUCGAGGGUCUCGAGGCCGUUGGGAGGGAAUGGACAAUCGGUCAGUUCAAAGCUGAGCCUGAUGAUGAAGAUAUCCACACUGCGAACGAAAGACGGCUCAGUCAGUUGAUCGGCUCUGAGAUCGGAGGGAAACUCCAUACAGGCCGAUCGAGGAACGAUCAGGUCGCGACUGAUAUGCGCCUCUGGUUGCUCGACGAAGUGGAGGACAUACAGGCUAGUCUCAAGGCUCUCAUUCGCGUCAUCAUCGAGCGCGCGGACAAGGAGCGUGACAUUUUGCUUCCUGGAUAUACUCACCUACAGCGUGGUCAACCGAUUCGAUGGUCACACUUCCUGCUCUCGCACGCGUUGUCAUUCCGGUAUGAUCUUGAGCGCCUUCAACAACUCAUCCCCCGUAUCUCCGUCCUACCCCUCGGCAGUGGAGCACUUGCUGGCAAUCCCUUUGCCGUCGAUCGUGAAUUCCUUGCGAAAGAGCUAGGUUUCAAGUCUCUGGCUGAGAACAGCAUGUGGGGAGUGGGAGACCGCGACUUCAUCGCCGAGUUUCUCAUGUGGGCCAGUUUGACGAUGACCCACAUGAGUCGUAUCUCCGAGGACCUGAUCAUUUACUCCACUGCAGAGUUUGGCUUCGUCACCUUGAGCGAUGCCUACAGUACCGGCUCGAGUAUUAUGCCUCAAAAGAAAAAUCCCGAUUCGCUCGAGUUGCUUCGAGGAAAAUCCGGUCGGAUUUUUGGCCACAUGGCCGGAUUCAUGAUGACGCUCAAGGGCCUCCCUUCAACCUAUAACAAGGAUCUGCAGGAGGACAAGGAGCCCUUGUUCGAUGCCGCAGAUAAUAUAUCUGCGUCCCUAAAAAUCGCUGAAGGUGUCAUUGCGACGAUGGAGGCGACCGACUUGGCGGAUUACCUUGUGCGCAAAGGGGUGCCCUUCCGUGAGACCCACCACGUGUCGGGACGGGCUGUUGCGUUGGCUGAAGCAAGAAGAUGCCAGCUGAACGAUCUCAACGUGGACGACUACAAGAAACUGCACCCGAAGUUUGAUGACGAUGUCGUGCAAGUAUUUGAUUUCGAGGCUAGCGUGGAGAGGAGAAUGGCGAUCGGGGGACCCAGUCGGAAGACACUUGACAGGCAAAUAUCCGUCCUCCGUGCUGCGCUCCAGUAG